This is a messenger RNA of Suillus subaureus, 3708 nucleotides long. Its product is annotated as armadillo-type protein. The record is from RefSeq and is a predicted model, not a curated record. The coding region runs from base 1 to 3708 and encodes 1235 amino acids. NCBI's taxonomy places the organism in Eukaryota, Fungi, Basidiomycota, Agaricomycetes, Boletales, Suillaceae. The transcript has 9 exons.
AUGGAGGAGGCAUUGGCUAAAAUACGGCCUCACACUACCUCAAAUCUUGCCCACCAGAAAGCACCAGCAAACCUGCUCCAGGCUUUAGAAUCUACGUUUCAGGAAAAGCGUACGGACAGAACACCUACGGCUUAUUUUGCUGCAUUGAUCACAACUCUCGAUGGAAGCAUUCAAAAGAAGGAGACUUCACUCGGAGAUGGAGACGUACUACCUGCAGAACUGUAUCUUCUUGCUCUAGUGGCUCCCUUCGUCCCCCCGCCAGUUAUCCAGACCAAUCUCAAUACACUUCUCUCUCUGACCGCACCACUUUUUCCUGCCUUGAUGGCACAUGCCCCUCCACUGAGGUCGCAGUUGACUCUGUAUAAUGCUGUGUUCAGAGCCCUUGACAAAUCGCAACUGGACGUUUCUGCAGUCCGCCAAUCAUUUGCGUCUAUACUGCAAUUAUGUUUGGAUCCGCGACCAAAAGUGCGCAAGAAAGCAGCUGACAUUGUAAAAGACGUCCUUUCCUUCCCACCGAGUCCUUUAAUUCGGCAUCCUUAUGCUCAGCGGGUGGCUGAGUGGGCUCAUAUUGCGCUUCAGCAAGCAAGCUCUGGCGCCCUACCGAAAUCAAAAUCAUCUGGAAAAGGGUCCGAUACCUCAGCUGCAGAAACAGCUAUCCAUCUCCUUGCAUUCUUGCGCCCAGUACUUCCAAAUCUUCCCCUUGAUGCCAUUCCACCCAUCACCACUACGCUCUUGACCCUUCCACGAUUAGGAAAUCCAUACCUCUCGCAGGCUGCAUACUCGAUUCUUUCCAAUCUUUUUACUGCAUCUACUACGACCGACACUGCCAGUGCAAUAGAACAAAUUCCGGCCGUACUAAAUGCCGUCCUGGAAUCACCGCCAGCAAAAGCCGAUAAUUCCACCUCUCCAUCUUGGAUUCGUGUUCUAGGAGAUGCAAUGUUUGCAUAUCACGUCGCGGACGCAUCGGCCUGUGUCGCUGAGCUCAAUAAAGUGUGGAAAACGGUGUGGUCGUACUUCGAGACGAAGCACCCACAAACCCGUAAAGCUGUUGCGGAAUCUCUGGCUUUACUGACGCGGUGUAUCACGUCGUCUAUCGUGAAAGACUCCAUUUCGGACGGCGAAGCUGGCAAAUCGCCCCUGCGGAGUAUAAUCUCGCAGAUGACGAAAGCUCUCGACUCCCUGGCCUUUGCAUCUGCCAUGCCGGAGCUGCUCUCGGUUAUUUCAGCUCUGGUCUCAAAUUUGGGCUUUCGUAUGGACCCCACGAAGUCUACUACUGCUACAGAGGCUUUACUCAUGCCUCUAGUGUCGAAAAUCGCCGAUCUGCGGGUCCAAAAAGGUUUUGAGCACAAGGAAGCCGCUGAUGCUGUGCUCUCGACGGCCAUGCGAGUGGUGGGUCCCGCUGUGCUUCUUGCAGCUAUUCCUCUGAAUCUAGAGCCCUCGGAUCGCCAAGCAGGCAAAGAACCACGCGCGUUCCUUUUGCCUAUGCUCAACCAACCUCACCCGUCGCUCCUUGGCCAUUUUGUCUCAUACUUCGUGCCCAUGAGCGAGCGGAUGUUCAAUUUGCAGCAAAAGGCCGAUAGUGAAGGAAGGCAAUCAGAAGCAAAAGUGUGGAAUGUGCUUGUCGCUCAGAUAUGGACUGGAUUUGCGGGCUAUUGCCAUGCACCUUCUGACAUCAAGACAGCCCUCACACCGGCAUUCUCGCAACUCCUUUCUCAGUUACUUUACGGCCAGCCUGAUCUUCGGCCACCUGUACUAAGGGGCCUGAAGGCUCUGAUAGAGUCCAACAAGAUUAUCGCAUCCCAGGUGGACAUAGACAUGGGAGAGUCCUCGAGAUCCGAUAAUGCAAUCACUCCCGAACAAGCUUCCAAGAACCUUACUUUCCUCAAGACACAAGUAGAGAGCUGGUUUGCUGUCUUCUUCAACGUCUUCGGUAGCGUGGAUAGGGACAAUCGUGGCAUGGUGGGCGACGUCAUCAGUGUUUGGGCUGAACUCGCAGAGAAGCAAGACAUUGCAAAAGCCUACCGCAAGGUCGUUGACCUUUUCCGUCAAAGCCUCCAACAAUCAGACAACGGGAACACCACUGCAAUGACGCAAGACCUUCUAAUCCUUCUCCUUUCCUUCCUUGACGAGCAAGACAUCGCCGCUUUGUUCUCAACGUGCCUCGCACAGGAGGUGCUGUGCCACAAGGACAACGGCGUACAAAAGCGUGGUUACAAGAUUCUGGCGAAGCUUCUGGAGAAGGGCAAAGUAGAAGAGGAUGCACUCCAGACUUUCCAACGUCUGGACGAGCUUUCUGUUGGGCUUGCACCUGCUGCAAAGAAAGAUCGGUUCAUCUUGCUCUCUCUGCUGAUACUUCGGGUACCUAGCGAGUCUUUGCACAUCAUUCCUUCGCUCAUCCCAGAAGCUGUCUUGGGUACGAAGGAGCCAUCAGAGAAAGCCCGAUUGGCGGCUUUCGAACUUAUCGUUGCUAUGGGUCAAAAGAUGAGCCAGGGUGGUGUAGUGAAGAGGAGCAUGGUGGAUGGAAUGGAUGAGGAUGACGCCGAAGCGAGCAUUAACGAGUACAUGACCAUGGUUGCAGGAGGCUUAGCAGGAGCUUCACCACACAUGAUCAGUGCCACUGUAACCGCUGUCUCCCGUCUCGUAUUUGAGUUCAGAGAAUCCAUCGAUGCCCAGAUGCAGACAGAGAUCUUUACGACUCUUCUCGUUUUCCUUUCCUCUGCCAACCGUGAGAUCAUCAAAUCUACGCUCGGGUACAUCAAGCUUGCGAUUCAUACUUUGCCUAUUGAAUUGCUACGACCACACCUAAAAGAACUUGUCCCUGCACUCCUCGCCUGGUCUCACGAUCACAAGAACCACUUCAAGGCAAAGGUCCGCCAUAUCUUCGAGCGGAUGAUCAGGAGGUUUGGGUGGAAUGACGUGUAUCAAGCGGCAGGUGAGGAUCAGGCCGCGAAGGUGUUGGUGAACAUCAAGAAAAGGAAGGAAAGAGCCAAAAGGAAGAGAGCUCGAGAGGACGAUGAUCAAGAGGAGGCAACUAAAGGAAAUGUUCCCACAGGCGAUGCCUUUGAGGACGUUUUGUAUGGCAGUGAAAGCGAGUUGGACGACAGCGACGAAGACGAGCAGGUAUCUCGACCCGCGGCGGGACUGAAACGGAAGGGAGUUGAACAGGGUGUGCGUCUGCGGGUGGAUGAUGACGAACCGAUGGAUCUCUUGCAGGGGGUUGCAUCACGAUUGACCAGUAGGUACGCCCAAACCAACCGACGCCGCAAGCCGGGUCAAGAUGCAGGUCACUUCAAAACUGACACUGACACUGGAAAGAUUGUUAUCAACGAGGACGAGGAGUCUGACAUCGAAGUCAGCUCUCGGAAGGCUGCCAAAGAUGUUGCUGGCAGUGCAUAUCGGGAGAGUAUGACCUCAGUGGAUGGCUUUACCCGCGGUCCCAACGGGCGCAUCAAGUUCAAUAAAGAUACUAAGAAGAGACGCCGCGAGAAUGAGGACGAAGACGGAGAUGUUGAGAUGGCUGAUGGUGCUGCCACUGCUACGAAGAAAAAUAAACGACCCAUGGAGCCAAAACUGGGUCACGAGUUCAAGGCAAAGAAAGCUGGUGGUGACGUCAAGAAAGGCGGCGUGGAUCCGUAUGCUUACAUGUCGUUAUCUCAAGCCGCGAAGAAAAAAGGCCGAAACCGUACUGGCAUUUCUGGAAAACGUUGA